GCCAGGAUGGCAGCCCAGGUGACACUGGAGGAUGCACUGUCCAAUGUGGAUCUCCUGGAAGAGCUGCCUUUGCCUGACCAGCAGCCCUGCAUUGAGCCCCCACCAUCCUCACUGCUCUACCAGCCAAAUUUCAACACUAAUUUUGAAGACAGAAAUGCAUUUGUCACUGGGAUUGCAAGAUACAUUGAACAAGCAACUGUCCAUUCUAGCAUGAAUGAAAUGCUGGAGGAGGGCCAAGAGUACGCGGUCAUGCUAUACACCUGGAGGAGCUGCUCUCGGGCCAUCCCACAGGUGAAAUGUAACGAGCAGCCUAAUAGAGUGGAAAUUUAUGAGAAAACCGUAGAGGUCCUUGAGCCUGAAGUUACAAAACUGAUGAAUUUUAUGUACUUCCAGAGAAAUGCCAUUGAGCGUUUCUGUGGGGAGGUGAGGCGCCUGUGCCACGCGGAGAGAAGGAAGGAUUUUGUUUCUGAAGCCUAUUUGAUCACGCUGGGAAAGUUCAUCAACAUGUUUGCUGUGCUGGAUGAGUUAAAGAACAUGAAGUGCAGUGUGAAGAAUGACCACUCGGCAUAUAAGAGGGCUGCUCAGUUUUUACGUAAAAUGGCGGACCCACAGUCCAUCCAGGAAUCACAGAAUCUGUCCAUGUUCUUGGCCAACCACAAUAAGAUCACCCAAUCUUUACAGCAGCAGCUUGAAGUGAUUUCUGGCUACGAAGAGCUCCUCGCUGAUAUUGUGAAUCUGUGUGUGGAUUACUACGAGAAUAGGAUGUACCUGACACCCAGUGAGAAACACAUGCUUCUCAAAGUCAUGGGAUUUGGUCUAUACUUGAUGGAUGGGAGUGUCAGCAACAUCUAUAAACUUGAUGCCAAGAAAAGAAUAAACUUAUCCAAAAUUGAUAAGUACUUCAAGCAGCUCCAGGUUGUUCCACUGUUUGGGGACAUGCAAAUAGAACUGGCAAGAUACGUCAAGACCAGUGCCCACUAUGAGGAGAAUAAAUCUCGAUGGACAUGCACAUCAUCCAGCAGCAGCCCGCAGUAUAAUAUCUGUGAGCAGAUGAUCCAGAUCCGGGAGGACCACAUGCGCUUUAUCUCAGAGUUGGCGCGCUACAGCAAUAGUGAGGUUGUCACAGGGUCGGGCCGCCAGGAGACUCAGAAAACAGAUACCGAGUACCGGAAACUCUUUGACCUGGCGCUUCAGGGCCUGCAGCUGCUGUCUCAGUGGAGUGCUCACGUGAUGGAAGUGUAUUCAUGGAAACUUGUGCACCCAACGGACAAGUACUCCAACAAGGACUGCCCAGACAAUGCUGAGGAGUAUGAGCGCGCCACCCGCUACAACUACACUAGUGAGGAGAAGUUCGCCCUGGUGGAGGUGAUUGCCAUGAUCAAAGGCCUGCAGGUGCUAAUGGGCAGGAUGGAGAGUGUGUUCAACCACGCCAUCCGGCACACCGUCUAUGCUGCGCUGCAGGACUUCUCCCAGGUUACCCUCCGGGAACCACUCAGGCAGGCCAUCAAGAAGAAGAAGAAUGUCAUCCAGAGUGUUCUGCAGGCCAUCAGGAAGACCGUGUGUGACUGGGAGACGGGGCACGAGCCCUUCAAUGACCCAGCCCUGCGGGGCGAGAAGGACCCCAAGAGUGGCUUCGACAUCAAAGUACCCCGGCGUGCCGUGGGACCCUCCAGCACGCAGCUUUACAUGGUGAGAACCAUGCUAGAGUCCCUCAUUGCAGACAAAAGUGGUUCCAAGAAAACCUUGAGAAGUAGCCUUGAGGGGCCCACCAUAUUGGACAUAGAAAAAUUUCAUCGAGAGUCAUUCUUCUACACUCACUUGAUUAAUUUCAGUGAAACGCUGCAGCAGUGCUGUGACCUUUCACAGUUGUGGUUCCGAGAGUUCUUCCUGGAGCUAACAAUGGGCAGGAGGAUCCAGUUCCCCAUUGAGAUGUCCAUGCCCUGGAUCCUGACGGACCACAUCCUAGAGACCAAGGAGGCAUCCAUGAUGGAGUACGUCCUCUACUCCCUGGACCUGUACAAUGACAGCGCACACUAUGCCCUCACCAGGUUCAACAAGCAGUUUCUCUACGACGAAAUUGAAGCAGAGGUGAAUCUAUGCUUUGACCAGUUUGUUUAUAAACUGGCAGACCAGAUAUUUGCAUAUUAUAAGGUUAUGGCAGGAAGUUUGCUUCUUGAUAAACGUUUACGAUCAGAAUGCAAGAAUCAAGGGGCAACGAUCCAUCUCCCGCCAUCUAACCGCUAUGAGACACUGCUUAAGCAGAGGCAUGUGCAGCUCCUGGGCAGAUCCAUAGACCUUAAUCGCCUGAUUACUCAGCGUGUCUCAGCAGCCAUGUAUAAGUCUCUGGAACUGGCCAUUGGACGAUUUGAAAGUGAAGACCUGACAUCAAUAGUUGAGUUGGAUGGCCUCUUGGAAAUCAACCGCAUGACCCACAAGCUGCUAAACAGGUACCUGACACUGGACAGCUUUGACGCCAUGUUCCGGGAGGCCAACCACAAUGUAUCAGCGCCAUACGGGAGAAUCACCCUCCAUGUCUUCUGGGAACUCAAUUACGACUUUCUGCCCAACUACUGCUAUAAUGGCUCUACCAACCGAUUUGUUCGGACAGUAUUACCAUUUUCUCAGGAAUUUCAAAGAGAUAAACAGCCUAAUGCACAACCCCAGUAUUUACAUGGAUCAAAGGCUUUGAACUUGGCCUACUCUAGCAUUUAUGGCAGCUACCGAAACUUUGUGGGGCCUCCGCACUUUGAGGUCAUCUGCCGGCUGCUUGGCUACCAGGGCAUUGCAGUGGUCAUGGAGGAGCUGCUGAAGGUCGUGAAGAGCCUGCUGCAAGGCACAAUCCUGCAGUACGUGAAGACUCUGAUGGAGGUGAUGCCCAAGAUCUGCCGCCUGCCCCGUCAUGAAUAUGGCUCUCCUGGCAUCCUAGAGUUCUUCCACCACCAGCUGAAGGACAUUGUUGAGUAUGCGGAGCUGAAGACCGUGUGCUUCCAGAAUCUGCGGGAGGUGGGCAAUGCUGUCCUCUUCUGCCUGCUCAUCGAACAGAGUCUGUCUUUAGAAGAAGUGUGUGACCUAUUGCAUGCAGCCCCAUUUCAGAACAUCUUGCCAAGAGUCCACGUGAAAGAGGGAGAGAGACUUGAUGCCAAAAUGAAAAGACUAGAAUCAAAGUACGCCCCACUGCAUCUUGUCCCUCUGAUUGAAAGACUGGGGACCCCUCAGCAAAUUGCAAUAGCGAGAGAGGGGGACUUGCUGACAAAGGAACGUCUCUGCUGUGGCCUAUCUAUGUUUGAAGUCAUCCUGACUCGGAUCCGGACCUUUCUGGACGACCCUAUCUGGCGUGGGCCUUUGCCCAGCAAUGGAGUCAUGCAUGUGGAUGAGUGUGUUGAGUUUCACAGACUUUGGAGUGCCAUGCAGUUUGUCUACUGCAUUCCUGUGGGAACACACGAGUUUACAGUCGAGCAGUGCUUUGGCGACGGGCUCCACUGGGCUGGCUGUAUGAUCAUUGUACUUCUUGGGCAACAGCGGCGCUUCGCUGUCCUGGAUUUCUGCUACCAUCUACUUAAAGUCCAGAAACAUGAUGGCAAAGAUGAGAUUAUCAAAAAUGUGCCAUUGAAGAAAAUGGUGGAGAGAAUUCGCAAGUUCCAGAUCCUAAAUGAUGAGAUAAUUACUAUCUUGGACAAGUACUUGAAGUCUGGUGAUGGAGAAAGCACACCUGUGGAGCAUGUUCGCUGUUUUCAGCCACCUAUCCACCAGUCCCUGGCCAGCAGCUGAGGACAUGUACAUCAUGUUUUUGAAGAGUCCCAGUACUGACUGCAUUUAAUAACUAUAAGGGCAUGUUUUUCUUUCCAUAAACUAUUUAGUAAGAUUUUUAGUGACUAUUUUUCAGUAUCUCUGUGCCUGUUAAAGGGGGUACUUUUCAAUUUAAAAGCUUAAUUUUAUAAAAUUAUUUUUCUAGACUAAAAUUGUAUAUGCCUCUGGUAAUUAGAAAGUCUGAGAAUAUUAGCUGCUAAUUGUUGCCAUCAUGUUCUUACAGAAUUAUUUUGCAUUUUUCUAUGGAAUGUUCCAACAACUAGCUAUGUCAAAAUGCUGCUGAGUUCAUCCAUAUAUUCCUUAGCAAAGGAUCAGUAAUGUUUGGGGAAAGAUUUAUGGACUUAAGAAACUUAAUACCAGCUCAUUGUAAUAAAAUCCACUACCAAUUAGAAUUAAACUUAAUGCUUAUUUAGCUUUUGUUUAGGGAUUUUUCUGAUGGUCUUUUAUGAAUAACCUUUUCUAAGUCAUUGUUCCUUUUUUUGUGUCAGUAUUUCAGAAAAUAGUGAACUUGAUUCCUCUGCUUCUACUAAAUCCAGUUGUGACAGUCUAAUUUGUAAGGUAUGAUUUAAAGGUUACAGAAAUCAAACUAAUAAAACUUAAUUGUGUUCAUUCA
Molecule: messenger RNA, 4420 nt
Organism: Felis catus (domestic cat)
Lineage: Eukaryota; Metazoa; Chordata; Mammalia; Carnivora; Felidae
Gene: CYFIP1
Product: cytoplasmic FMR1 interacting protein 1
Exons: 30
Coding region: 7-3768 (1253 amino acids)
Biological process (GO): regulation of translation; axon guidance; lamellipodium assembly
Cellular component (GO): synapse; SCAR complex; neuron projection
Molecular function (GO): RNA 7-methylguanosine cap binding; small GTPase binding
Source: RefSeq, a predicted model, not a curated record